This is a messenger RNA of Vespa velutina, 1702 nucleotides long. Its product is annotated as E3 ubiquitin-protein ligase RNF181. Gene Ontology annotation, molecular function: ubiquitin protein ligase activity. The transcript is spliced from 2 exons. The record is from RefSeq and is a predicted model, not a curated record. Lineage: Eukaryota; Metazoa; Arthropoda; Insecta; Hymenoptera; Vespidae. Gene Ontology annotation, biological process: protein ubiquitination. Gene Ontology annotation, cellular component: cytoplasm. The coding region runs from base 131 to 571 and encodes 146 amino acids.
UAAUAAUUAUCUAUGGACCGACGUUUAGAUGCACGGUCAGUAAGAUCGCGAAGACUUUUGCCGUGUCACAGUCACGAAAGAUAUCGAACUAGAGAAUUACACGGUGAUCGCGGUAGGGCGUUCGAAUAAAAUGUCGGACUACUUCGAAGAAAUGGGCUGGACGCCGUUGGGUGAUGGCGAAGCACCGAAUCAUCUAAUACAUAUGGCCCGAUUGCUGAGAGAUUCAGGUAUUUGGGGAUUGCUCGAUCAAGACGCAAGAUUGCCGCCACCUGCAUCGAAAGAAGCACUGAAUACUCUAGAAGACAUUAAAAUUUCUUCGAGCGAAUCAAAACAGUGUCCCGUUUGUAUAAAAGAAUUCGAAAUGGGUAAUUUGGUAAAAACUUUACCUUGCCGUCACACUUUUCACAAGGAUUGCAUUAUUCCGUGGUUGGAAAAGACGAAUUCGUGUCCGCUCUGUAGAUACGAGCUACCGACCGAUGACGAAGACUAUGAAAUGUAUAGAAAGGAAAAAAAGAGAUCCGUACAAAGGGAAAAAGAUCUCGAGACUUUACAUAAUUCUAUGUUCAUGUAGCGAAUUUACACGGUUUAUUUACUACAACAAAUUAAUUUAUCUUAGCGAGUUAUUCCAAAAACGUGCACGAGUAAAGGAUAUUUUUAUGAUAAUUCUUAACGUCGGUAAUAUUUGCGAUUGUGACGUUUACGACGGUCGGUUAAUUUCACUUCACGGGGAAAAUACUUUUUUCUUACGUCGCAUAAAAAGUAUUCUUUUUAUUUACAUUAUAUUUAUGAUGUACUUAUUAUGAGACGAGGGACGAAAUCAAAAGGUGUUUCAUUGAUAAAAAAUAUAUUACGAUAACGUUGAAGACGUCGUGUAAGAAAGUAAUUAAUUUGUAUAAGUUUAAAAAUAAGGUGGCCAAUAAAAAGCCAAUGAUUAUUAAUAGGAAAUAAUGUUUAUUAUACAGUGUACAUAUUUAUUAACUUCAUUUAUUUUAUUUCUGUUAUAAAUUUUAUAUUAAUAAUUGUAUUAUGUUUUGCCGAGCGACGAAUGCCUUGAUCAGUGUGCGCUUAGACUAUAACAAUCUCCGUAAAAAGUAUAGAAACUUCUGGUUUUUAUUUUGUUCAUUUUUUUUUUCUUUUUUUUUUUUUUCUUUUUUUCUUCUUUUUAAUUGUCUCUAUCUCUCUUUCUCUCUUUCUCCCGUUAUUAUAGUUGUCCGUUUUUAAACCCUGGAACGCGACCACCAUAUGAAUCUUUAUACCAGCAAAGAGAAUCGCCAAAAUAUGUCGCGCUGAAAACGGCAUAAUCGUUCGGCAUAUACAAAUAAAUAAUAGUACUGUCAAAGUUAAAGUAAUUGGCGAUUUAUUUAUUUAUUUAUUUAUUUUUUUUUUUUUUUCUUUUCUUUUCUUUUCUUUUAAUUUAUUUUUUUUUCUUUUUUUUUCUUUUUCUUUUUCUUUUUCUUUUUCUUUUUCUUUAUUCUCGUCGAUAAUGCCAUUUCCGAGAGAACGGCACGACGCGCCGCCGCGCCAAAAAAUUCUUCCUUUUGAACGCGGCCUUUUCCAAAAUUCUUCCAUUUGCGAAUACUUCACCCUAAGGUUAGUAUCUCGUUUAUUAAUUAUUUAUAUAAUAUGCGUAAUAAUAUAAAUAAUGUCGUUAAUAUACCUAUAAUGAUUACCGUUUCUUUAAUAAUAAACUAUCUGAAUGGUA